Messenger RNA from Saccostrea echinata, 1900 nucleotides. RefSeq names its product tektin-2-like. The transcript has 6 exons. Bases 120 to 1388 code for a protein of 422 amino acids. Lineage: Eukaryota; Metazoa; Mollusca; Bivalvia; Ostreida; Ostreidae. Gene Ontology annotation, biological process: cilium movement involved in cell motility; cilium assembly. Gene Ontology annotation, cellular component: microtubule cytoskeleton; nucleus. The record is from RefSeq and is a predicted model, not a curated record.
UUUUGGGCGUACCAUUUGUCAUUGGUAGGUGUUUAGAUAGCAACCAUCUGAAGUACUAAGGGAAAUUAGGGCCGUAUCAACAAGGAGACUUUCUAACCGUUGGACGUGUAAUAAGAAAAAUGGCUACAGCACUUCGUCCAACCACGAGACACCAGCCACCUGACUGGUUCACAAGUAACUACACCAUCUCCACAAAUGCCGAGAGGCAGAGAGAUGCCUCUCAUCAAGUUCGCCAGGAGAGUCGAUUUCUCAGAAACGAGACAGACAACCAAACAAAGUGGGACCAGCACUCCAACAAUGUCCGUCUGGCAGACAGAGUAGACAAUAUCAGACAGUGGAAGGAAAUCCUAGAAAAAACACUAGCCGAUAUUGACAAGGAGAUUGCUGAUUUGUCUGAUGCCAAGGAGCUCACAGAACAAGCUCUGGAAGCCAAGAACCUUCCACUUGAUGUUGCCAUUGAAUGCCUGACACUCAGAGAGGGACGUCAAGGUAUUGACGUUGUACAGGAUGAGGCAGAGAACCAGCUACACAAGGAAGUAGAGGUUAUUGAAGGAAUCAAAAAGGCUCUUCAGCAGAAAAUUGGAGAUUCAUUUGAGCAGCUCUGCCUUCUUCAAGAGGCCAGACAGCAGCUCCAGGCUGACUUACAGGAUAAGAAUUUAGCCCUAGGAAUAGAUGUAGAUCAGUACAAUCUCACUGACAGGUCACCCAACAUCAGCUUCAAACCCGAUUCCUUAAGGGUACCCAAAGGAAGCACCACUCCUCAGCAGUGGGAAGACUUCAGUCGAUACAACAAAGAGAGGGCGGAGGCAGAAAUGAAGGCAUCCACCCGCCUCAGGGAGGCUAUCCAUCACACCCUUCAGCAGUGUGCCAAUGAUCUGGAGGCUCAGAGAAUCGCCACAGAGUAUGCAUACAGAAAAAGGAUCCACGAAUUUGAGAGAGCCAAGGGCGAGUUGGAAUGGCAAAAGAAAAAUACCGAGGAAGAAAUUGCAGAGCUGGAGAAUGACAUCAGAGGAAUUGAGGAGAAAAUCCGAGCAAAGAUUGCCCCUAUGAAGCUUGCUCAGACUCGCUUGGAAAAUCGUACAUACAGGCCUAAUGUUGAGCUUUGUAGGGAUGCCUCUCAGUAUGGUCUUACAGAUGAAGUUAAGCAGCUUGAAGCCACAAAGAGGGCUUUAGAGGAGAAAUGUAAACAGGCCAAACAUGCCUUGGAUGGACUAGAACAAAACCUACACAGGAUAAAUGAUGAUCUUGCUCAGAAAAUUAAUUCACUCAAUUUGGACAAUAAAUGCAUGGAUGUUCGUAAAAAGCUUCAGAUCCGCCCCCAGACUGCUCUAGAGAGGAAUUUAACCCUAACUGGAAUUCAGAGGGAAAAGUCACACGUCUUGGCAUAAUUUUCGGGAAAAUCCAAGUGCAUUUUUUACAAUAUGAAUCUAGGUCAAGCAUGUUUUACGCUAUCAGUAUUUUAAGACAAAUAUCAUGUGAUCAUGGAAUUUAAACUAUUGGACAGUUUAUUGCAUUGAAUUAUUUAUAUAUUAAAAUGAUUUAUGGGAUACAAGUAUUGAAGAUAUAAAGUUGAACAACUUUUCUGUGUUUGUCCUGAUCUUCACUUUUACUGGGUGCACUCUCUUUAUAUACAUUUGACACGUCUUUCAUUAUUGUUAUUACUGCAUUACCAAAAAUUAAGCAAAUCUUUGGUAAAGCUCAUAUAAUACAUUUUCUGCCCAAUCUACUGUGUGUUUAGUUACUUGUGUCUGACGAGGCUGGAAAAGUGUGCAUGUGAAAUAUUUACAAGUCAUUUUGCAUAGAAAGCAAAUACCUGUAUUACAGUGUUUCAGUGGUUUAUCUUUGGUAGUGCUUUAUAGGUGAUGUUGUACAUAACAGAAAAUAAAAGUGUAAAUCAUCA